Manihot esculenta (cassava) is the source of this 1643-nucleotide messenger RNA. Its product is annotated as nuclear envelope pore membrane protein POM 121. The transcript is spliced from 16 exons. Bases 106 to 1545 code for a protein of 479 amino acids. Lineage: Eukaryota; Viridiplantae; Streptophyta; Magnoliopsida; Malpighiales; Euphorbiaceae. The record is from RefSeq and is a predicted model, not a curated record.
ACUCCUUCAUUUCGAAGUAAUAGAAGAAUAUCACUUUGGAAAAAAAAAAUAUAAGAAGAUCACUGGGUACAAACAGCCGUGUGUAUUCUCCCAUCUUUGGCAGCCAUGACUGACUCAGGAGUGCCUCUCUUUAGUUUCACGCCAUCAUCAUCUGCGCAGACUGACUCUGGGAUCUCUCUCUUUGGUUCAAUACCAUCAUUUUUCGCGCAGAGCGACUCUGGAUUCACUUUCGGUGGUUCAAAACCAUCAUUAUCUGCGCAGAGCGACUCUGGAUUCACUUUCGGUGGUUCAAAUCCAUCAUUAUCUGCGCGGAGCGACUAUGGAUUCACUUACGGUGGUUCAAAACCAUCAUUAUCUGCGCAGAGCGACUCUGGAUCCACUUUCGGUGGUUCAAAUCCAUCAUUAUCUGCGCGGAGCGACUAUGGAUUCACUUACGGGGGUUCAAAACCAUCAUUAUCUGCGCAGAGCGACUCUGGAUCCACUUUCGGUGGUUCAAAACCAUCAUUAUCUGCGCGGAGCGACUAUGGAUUCACUUACGGUGGUUCAAAACCAUCAUUAUCUGCGCAGAGCGACUCUGGAUCCCCUUUCGGUGGUUCAAAACCAUCAUUAUCUGCGCAGAGCGACUCUGGAUCCCCUUUCGGUGGUUCAAAACCAUCAUUAUCUGCGGUGAGCGGCUCUGCAUUCAAUCUCGGUGGUUCAAAACCAUCAUUAUCUUCGGUGAGCGGCUCUGCAUUCAAUCUCGGUGGUUCAAAACCAUCAUUAUCUUCUCUGAGCGACUCUGGAUUCACUUUCGAUGGUUCAAAACCAUCAUUAUCUGGCGUCCCAUACACUGACCAAACCAACACAAACUCCUGCGAGAUUAAUGCAGAAUCAGGCCACGGUACGACAAGCACAGCUGAAGUUUUGAGUAAUCUGCAAAAAGUUAAUAUUGAAGAAGAGAUUGCUGGGAAAGAGAGCAACAAUACCAAUGAAGUGAGUCCUUUGACUCCAUCUUGUAUCAAAAAGGAGGAAGAAGCAAGAGAAGCAAAUCCAGAAGCUGCUAAAACUUCAUCAUUAAUGGUGAUUUCUAGAAUUUUAAAGGGUAUACCUCAAGACCCUCAUUUUUAUCAGCUUAGAAAUCACUCUGAACUUGCAAGAAAAAUCAUGAUAUGUUCAUGGGACCAGAUUUUCUUAGAAACUGCAGAAAAAAUUCACUCUUUACAACCAAAUGGUUUCUGGGUCAGAGCCAGAGAGCUGUGGAAAACAAUGGAGGAGUUGCAGAGCAUGGGAUAUAAUGUGAUUCCUUUGAGAAGAAGAUUAGUGGAGUUAACUAAUGUCAUGACAGAUUUGAAGCUGUUUAAAUCAAAUAUAAAAGGGUUAAAAAUCAAGGCAGAGGAUCACAGAGCAGAGAAAAGAAGACUUAAAUUUGUGAUUUUGAGCUUGCAGGAAAUAAUUAUGGGAGAAGAAGAAGGCAUGGAGAGAGUAGUAGCUGAGGUUAUGGAUUUGGAGAAAGAGUUGCCAAAAUUUGAUGAAGCAUUUGCCAAUUUAGCUUUGGAGCCUCUCUAGAUUGAUGUUCACUGGUAUGACUUGAUUAUCAAAUGUUUUAUAAGAUCUUAUCUACUUUAAAGUUUAAUCUAUGUUUAUUUUGAGAUUUACCCAUCUAC